Molecule: messenger RNA, 9096 nt
Organism: Rattus norvegicus (Norway rat)
Lineage: Eukaryota; Metazoa; Chordata; Mammalia; Rodentia; Muridae
Source: RefSeq, a predicted model, not a curated record
AGAGCAUUCUGAGCUUGCCUGUGCAAUCCUUUUUUUUUCCUACCCUGCAAUUUCCUGUGGGUUAUAAACGAAACCUUUCUAGCUGUUAAUGCAGGCUGUGAAUUGAAGAAAAAAAAGCAUGUAAUUAAUCAUAGGAGGUUGGGGGUGUUCGCUAAGCUUCAGUUACAGGGGAGAAGCUGGACAAGGCACUAGGACCUAGAAGGCAACUAUCCACCCUGGCAGGAAUUUCUUGCUUGGAGCUCAGACAACAAAGGCAUAGAGAGAUUGGUUUUCUUUCUCACAGCAUCUCCACCCAACCAGCAGAAAACCGGUUGCUGUGGUUCCACCAAAAUAUGGAACUUGAUUUUGGACAUUUUGACGAACGAGACAAAGCAUCUAGAAAUAUGAGAGGGUCACGGAUGAAUGGACUUCCAAGUCCCACUCAUAGUGCUCACUGUAGCUUCUACAGAACCAGAACCUUGCAGGCAUUAAGUAAUGAGAAGAAGGCCAAGAAGGUACGUUUCUACCGCAAUGGGGACCGUUACUUCAAGGGGAUUGUGUACGCUGUUUCUUCUGACCGUUUUCGUAGUUUUGAUGCAUUGCUGGCUGACCUGACUCGAUCCUUGUCCGACAACAUCAACCUGCCUCAGGGAGUGCGCUACAUUUACACUAUUGAUGGAUCCAGAAAGAUUGGAAGCAUGGAUGAACUGGAAGAAGGGGAAAGCUAUGUCUGUUCCUCAGACAACUUCUUUAAAAAGGUUGAGUAUACCAAGAAUGUCAAUCCCAACUGGUCGGUCAAUGUAAAGACAUCAGCCAACAUGAAAGCGCCCCAGUCCUUGGCUAGCAGCAACAGUGCUCAAGCCAGAGAGAACAAGGACUUCGUGCGCCCCAAACUUGUGACCAUCAUUCGCAGUGGGGUGAAGCCUCGGAAGGCGGUGCGUGUGCUUCUCAACAAGAAAACAGCCCACUCUUUCGAGCAGGUCCUCACUGACAUCACAGAAGCGAUCAAACUGGAAACCGGAGUUGUCAAAAAACUCUAUACCCUUGAUGGAAAGCAGGUCACCUGUCUCCAUGAUUUCUUUGGUGAUGAUGAUGUGUUCAUUGCUUGUGGCCCUGAAAAGUUCCGCUAUGCUCAAGAUGACUUCUCCUUGGAUGAGAAUGAAUGCAGAGUCAUGAAAGGGAAUCCAUCUGCCACAGCUGGCCCAAAAGCUUCCCCAACACCUCAAAAGACAUCUGCUAAAAGCCCAGGCCCAAUGCGCCGCAGCAAGUCUCCAGCUGACUCAGGUAACGACCAAGACGCAAAUGGAACUUCUAGCAGUCAGCUCUCAACACCUAAGUCGAAGCAGUCUCCUAUCUCUACACCCACAAGCCCUGGAAGUCUGCGGAAGCACAAGGUAGACUUGUACCUGCCACUGUCAUUGGAUGACUCUGAUUCACUUGGCGAUUCCAUGUGAAAGAUGAUAGGCUAAAUCAAAGCCGAUUAUUAUAGCAGAAUACUUUCGCUCAAGUGACCAACAAGGCUAUUGGUGCUUAGACAUUUUUGUUGUUAUUGUUGCUUUUCAAAACACUCUGUAGUAUGUAGGGUUUAUUUUCUUGUGACUUCUCUUCUGGGCCACUAAUUCACAUUUACCAAUAAGAGAUAGAUUGAUAACCAUCUUUUGAGUGACUUUUCCAGAACUGCAAAAUGUGCUAGUCCAUGACCUUUCUACUGAAUGCUUAGGGGCCUUUGUAUUUUCCCCAUUCAAUUUGUGCAGAAACUAGUCUUUCUUCUCUAGAAGGCUGUUUACGUACACAUCGCUUAAAAUGUUUAUGUGUGGGGGAAAACUUUCAUAUGCAGAUCUAAAAGUGAAAAACCUAAGUGUCCCUUGCCUCUGUAUCUUCAGAAUGCUGGAGGAUCUCAGGAGAGUGGCAAGUCAGAUCCUUGGCCUCACUCGUUGCUCUUAAUUGAGCCUCCAGUGUAUUGUCUAGCAUUCAUUCUGGCUGUUGAGAUGGAGAAACACCAGCGACUUCCAAUGUGACACCAUGUGCUUAAGGCUGUGGUAUCAGACUGGCUGCAAGAGAUGAGGUAGAAUUUAGGGGAAAAACUGCCCAAAUUUCAGUAGGAUUUACAUAAAGCACAGUGGAUUCCUGGUCAACUCCUCUACUGGGGAAAUUUUGGAAUCAAUCAAUAAUUGAUUAGUUUGGGGUACAUGAUGUCACAUACAUGAUCCCACCAGGAGGCUUUCUAAUGUACACGUUAGUACAUGAACCGCAUGGUAUCCAUCUAGCUCUGUUCUAUUGAAUGCCUUGUAAACAACCAACACUACAAACACUGUGAGAAUUUGUUUUCAGGUCUGACACCUUUUGGUCGCUUUUUAUAGCAAGAAACCAUAUCCAUUUUUUAUAAUAACUCAAGUCUGUAUUUCAGGAGCAAAACUCUUCGGGCUCCUUUUUUAUAAGCUGGUGAUUUUUUUCCUUUGUCUAAAAAACACGAGUAGAAAAUUGACCAAAAAAAUGCAGAAGAAUACUGUAGUUUAGAAAUCAUGCUCUCACUGCCAAACAGAAAGCUCCGGGAGAAAACUCAACGACUAGAGGCCAAUUCAAUAGAAUCAGGUUUUUGAUACCUUUUUAACAGUUACACUUUCAGUACUAAUUUCAAUGUGGACCAGACAUUCUAAUUAUAUUUUAAAUGAAAUGUUAUGGCAUAUUUUAAGUAAGUCUUUUUUAUCUAUAAUCCUAAUAUUUCAUACUUAAGAUACAGAGACCUUUCACUUGACUUUAACAUUUAGAAAGGAUUUCUCUUUAUUAAGGAUUGCUCACUUGAAAUAACUGUCUUUGAGGUACAGGUUUUUAAAAUUACUUUUUCUCUGUAAUCAUAGCCCAUGAUAGCCAAGACAACUAAAUUUAGGUGAAAGCCAUGCAUGCCAAUUCUGUGUUUGAUUUUUAGUAGAUAGGCAGAUUUCCUUUACUUCUUUGUCAUUGUUCAGAUAGCUUGAAAGAUGCAGCGUUCAAAGCCAACAUGUCGUUUGGCUGCUGAAUGACAUGCAGCUGUCCCUUCAUUCUAAGUAAAAUGAGUGUGGGGUUCGUGUGUGUGUGUGUGUGUGUGUGUGUGUGUGUGUGUGUGUGUGUGUGUGUGUGUGUGUCUAGGCUGCUUCACAAUUAGGAAAUACUGCACAAGACAACUCAACGUGGAUUGAUGACAACUUGGUGGCAUUGCUGAUGCGCAGGGGGAAGUAGGAUGGCAGGGGUAGCGAGAGCCCCCUUGAUAAAUUUCAGAUGUCCUUAAUUACUAGAUUACAAGAAACAUUUUCGGUUUUGGUUCAGGAGAAGGGGGAUGAUGAGAGCUCUGGUUUCUGCUCAAACUGCUCAUUGAAGAGCCCAAAAUGAUGAGGUUUUGCUCUUCCCCCCUCUUUAUUGGUAAGCCCACAUGAAAUGAUUAAGAAACCCAUUUUAAUCAGCCCCUAUUUUUUCUAGAAGCUCAGUGAUUUCUUAGUGCCUCCCAGAGCAUUUGAGUUAAUUAGGGAAAAUUGGUUAUUUGGGAUGGAUAGAAAUUGUGGUAGGAGGUCUAUUUUUAACCUCUGGGCCAGAUCCUCCAGCACACUCUAUGUUGGUCUUUGAGCAAAUCCCAUGUUGUCCCAAGUAUUCAUUUAAGACGAGACAUGCAGAUCCUACUGAAAGAGUAGGAGCAAAGAGAAUUCAACAGUCCUCAUGCCCAGGCCCCUUGGUUCUCUGAGUAUUUCUCUACUUGUAGCAUAAUAUAGCACAAGAAAGUACUGUGGGCAUAUCUUUAGAAUAUUCUUAGAACAAACAUUCUUUUAUAACAACAGUGUCCUUUCUGCUUUUCUUUGAGCUAACUACAAGGAAACCUUUACAAAACACUUUUUAUUUAUAUACAGGAACAGUUACAUAUAAAAAAUAUUUUUAACUGCUAUUUUGUGUGGUAUAAUUGAAAACUCAAGUCUCCAAUAAUUUCAUUUUAAAUUGGCUGAAAUUCAAGUAAAUUGUUUUCAGAAAUAAGCUCCUACACCCCCCAAAUUCAUUCUCAGUUUUUCCUAAUACAGUUUUACUACUUUAGUCCCAUCGAGUUCAGUGUGCAUGGUCAGCAAGCAUUUGCCACCACUUCCCAUAACACCUCCCCCUCUCUCUUUUUCUCUUUCUCUCUGUCUCUCUGUCUCUCUCACGCGCGUGUGCGCGCGCGCUCACACACACACACACACACACACACACACACACACACACACCAUGUUGCUUGUUCCUACCUCCUGACUUUUCUUCCCCACAGAAAUAGAAAUAGGGGCAUAAAAAGGGAAAUGUAUAUAUGGGGGCUGGGUUGAACAACUAACUUCGUAAGUAGUGCUAAGUAGAAUUAAAGCGAGAGAAAAGCUUCUUUUCUCAUCACUGUUUUGGAAAGGAUAGCCAUUAGCAUGACUGCUUUGUGUCCUUGCGGACUUUAGUAUUAGCCUAGACUGAGUUAUAGCAUUUUCUAGCUGGAAGGAAGAUUAAGAUCACAUCAUCUGCUCCAAAUUUUUCAUUUUCUUAAGGCCAGGAAACAGACCAAGAUGUAAAGUGAUUUCCCCCUAAGGUCACACAGCUGCCCAUUGGCAGUGCUGGGAUUAGAACCUACACCUCUGGGCUCAUAUUCCGGGGUAUUUUCCCAACUAGCCAGUAUUGUCUUUUGUGAGGUUGCUGAAAAUUCUUUCCCAGGGUCAUGUUGCAUCCUGGAUCUAUAUGCUACUUUGCUGGUCUCAGCAAGAAAUCCACACAGCAAUCUAAUCUGGCCCUUCCUCCUCAUUUUCACAUUACUUCAUCCACAUGGCCUGUCAACAGCGCCAAGGAGAGGGAUGCAUUGAAAUGUUGGGCACCAGAAGGUGGCUGCCCUACCUUGAGGAAUCUUCUAAAUGGCCCUCUGAACUCCUACUUUAUCCACGUAGAAUGGAAAAUGACUACUUUGUCCCUUAUCGGCUUCCUUCAAUGUCAUGGCACACAUGUUCCUCCCAGGAUAUGGAAGUGGUUACUUGUUUCUGGGACAGAGAAAAUAAGAAAUGAAGAACAGAGCAAUAGCUUUGUUUAUUCUGACUUUCUAAGAUGACUUUUUUAUCAUUUAAAAAUUAGUCUGGCUAUCUUUCCUACUAAUAACGAUUUCCUUUAAAAUAUGGUAGUGAGCCAAGCCAGAGAAAGAUAAUCAAGUCUCGUAUUUGUCCUGAAUCUCUAUGUCCUCAUAGCCACGCUCCCUGGUGCAAACAAUUUUCAGGUUUAAACAAGUUGAUUUUGUUUACUAAAUUGUGCCCUGGCUGACACUGAAUAUUUGUAUCUAUACCAAAAAUAGCACAGUGACUUUACACAUUAUGUUCUCUCUCUCUAUGUAGCUUAUUUCUGUGGCUUUCCAUGACAGAAGUUAGGGCAACGUGAUCUGUACGUGUUAGUUUCUUUGCAUCAAGGAACUAACAAAUAUUGACUGAAUUCUAAAAGAACUCUUACUAGACUUACCCAAGUUCAGGAACUUCUCUAUCUUUUCUUCUCUCCAGUUGGGAGUGACCAAGGAAUCGUAAAGUGGGUGUGUAUCUUCUAUAUCCUAGGAUCAUCUAGCCUAAGUUUAAGGCAACUAGCCCAAUGCUUGAUUUGUAUAAAAUUGUGUAUCCAUCACCGGUCUCCUCAAUAUCCUACAUAGAGAUUUUCCCAGUUCCUCUCACAUUAGAUUCCAAAUGGAUUUCCCAUUUAGAAAACAGAGAAGGAACUAAGCCCUAUCUCCUUGGAAUGGGAGCAGUCACAUGUCCAUGGGUCCCCAAUGAACUUCUGUGAUGGUGAGAAUAUUUCAGGAGAGGAGACUGCCUUGGGAACAGCUAUAGCAAGAGACUUCUCCAGCAGAAACCCGAUGACGGCAUAGCUUUACUGACUUCCUUCAUGAUCUAGUUUGCAUAGGAUCUUUCUCUUUUCUUCCUUUAUUCUUCUUUUUUUGGAAUUUAUUGGAGCCUGUUCUUGGGCACAUGGGGCCAUUUGGACCCAUACCUAGGCCUCAGUUAUAUAUUGCCUUCGCUUUUUAAGAGGAUUAGGCUUCUAGAUUCAAACUGGUUUUCUAAGUAGGGAAGGUGUAUUUUGAAAGUCAUACGGGGCACAGGAGGGCUGAUGGUCCUAUUAUUUAGAGCUGGAACCCUGAGAUGGCAAAGGAUGAGUACUGACCUAGGCAUUUAGAAUACGUCAGGGCUGAUCUGGAGUUUAGAGGCUGUCAUGCUUCUGCCUCUGGCCUACUAAAACCACAUGUGUAGUGCAACUCACAAUUCUGGGAAUCAUGUAGGAUUUCCUCUUCUUUCAAUCAUGGCCACCUGGAGCAAGAAUAGGCCACUGACUUUUCAGGCUUUCCUUUUGAUUAGAGAGGCCUCUAUCUGCCUUGGGUGCAAAAUGAAGUUUCAUUAGCCAUCACACCAAAGGCUUCUUAGUGGUCACUUGUAUGCCCCCUCUUUCAGGAUUGAUGUAGAGCUCCUGCUUUGGCCAAACUGGUGUGAGAUUGGCUAUCUUUGGGAAGUGAAGUGUUUCUUAAGCUGUUUGGAGUCAAAAUAUUCUGUAAUUAGAAGUGAUUUUGCCCCUCUUUAGCAUACCUGGGGUUAGGGAAGUAGAGAAUUCUCAAUUGAAAGUAAGUCACUUUCCUGCUUGGGUAAUAAGGCCAGGUGAGUUGCAAAAGGUCAAAGAGAACACAAAAGUCAGAAGACAAAGUCUUGUAAUCUAAAGCAAAGACCCGAAGGUUUCAGAAUGUCUCAAGUCUGGGCAAUAAUUCAAGGAAAUAAAUGGCUAUUUGUCAUUCCAUUUCCUGUUUUCUUUCUCUAUUUAGAUGCCUAUAUUUGUUCUCAGUUUCGACUCUGUUAUCAAUUUCUCAUUCCGUAGCAAAAACAUCCAUUCUUUGACGUGUGCGGCACUUCCUCCUCUUGGAAUUCUUUGCACCUUCCCACCUCACAACUGGGCAUAUGCAGCUUCAUAGUCUGUUAAGUUUUGCCUUGGGAUUGAAGGGAAAUAAUUUUCCAUUUCGACAAUUCCUGGUUCUACCCAAGUUCAGUCACAAGUAGGUUGGUAGAAAUCAACCUGAUUCUGGCCCUUUCUUCUUUUCUGUUUUAGUCUCAGCAGAUCUUUUCAAACGUUGUCCUUUCGGCUCAUGAAUGUUAGGUAUUUACCUUCUAAGCAAGCAUUGUACAGAACACUUUCUGCUUCUUUUGAAAUGUCAUUUUGUGAACAGAUUGUAAUGUGCUCAGAUAAAUAAUCAGCUGAACAGGAAAAGAGUCUACCCAUCUAUUCAAAUUGGCAAACUAUUGUUAGUUGGUUUCUUUAAAUUUGCUCAUAGUUUUGAAAAGCUGCAAUAUAAUAUCAUGAGAGACCACAGAUAAUUGUUCCUGUCAUUUGGUUGGGCUGAAUAGAGACUGGGGGUGGGGGUGGGGGUGGGGAAGCAGGAACGAUUUGUUUAAACUUUUACCACUAUUCAUUAAGCUCUCUCUGUUAUAACAUUAUGAUCUGUGUUUGCCACUUAUUGAAUUAUUUAAGCUAAGCUGGUAGGCAAUUAAAAUUAAUUUAAGUCAAAAAGUAUCUAACACAUCUAGGCUAAAGAAAAAAAAUACUUAGUUGAAAUGUAUUUGUCCUUCCAAUAUUAGAUUUACCUAAACAUUUUCCUUUUAACAUCAACUGUUCAUGAUCCAGGACUGUCUGUCCAUGUAUGUCCUGUAAAUUAGCAGGCUUAAGUCUACUGAUUAAUUCAACAGAGUUCAGAAUCCCUGGGGAUGUCAAUGUCACUGCUUGGCAAUACCAUAUGUAUUGCCUAUUUUUUCCAGUGACUUUUCUUUCUAAGUUCUCUUAAAGAGGUUUGCGAAAGUAAGAAGUUAAGCUAAAAUAUAUCCAAUGUUUGGUAGUGUAUCAUAUUGCAGCAUUAAACCAACAACCCUUUAUGACUUAUACACAGCUAAUGCAUGGUUUGAGAGUGGAUUUUGCAUUUUUCAUGUGCAGUAAAUUAUUUAAAAUGUUUUUGGUCACCUUUUUGUGCCAUUAAACUUGUACAGAAAAUGCUCUUAUGGCCAUUUUCAAAGGGAGAAAGUUUAAAAUGGAAACAGCCCACCCUUUCUGCCCUAUAGCUGUAGUUAGAAUUGAGUACGUGUAGAAAAACGGCUGUAAUUGGUGGUUGUAGUGUUAGAGUUUGUUAGCUGGCUAGUGACUACCUUUGGAGAGUAAAUGCAUGGUCUUGUACAUCACAUUUCUUAAAUAACUCUUUUUAACCUCGGAAAAGAAUAUAUUAUUCCAUGUGGCCCUCUUCCCUCCCUCCACUCCCUGCUCCCAGAUAUCUUACCAUUAACUGUAAAUAACCGAUUUAGGGGCCAAGAAUUCCUGCCAAGUAAAGUCAGAAACGAGCAAAAAAACCAAGGGGCGUGUGUGAAGAGAAUUUUACAACAAUUUCUCAGAAGUCAUUGACCAUUUCUAAAGGAAAGGCACGGUUAUCAAAGCUUCAGCUGUCUUUGACCUAAAAAUCAGAGGCAAAUUGGGAGGGUCUUUGGCUGCCAGAUUACAGUAUAGAAUUGAAUAAUUCUUAGAAUCAUACAACCCAAGGAUGUCCCUGAUCCCUGCACUAGUUGUGAGGUAUUUGGAUGCAUCAAAGGUGUGUUGACCUAUAUUUAUUGGGGACAAAAGAAAAGCAAAUGUGCAACGAAUGCUCAGGGGUUUCAGCUAGGCCCCAGUCAGCAAAAGCAAGGAGGUGAGUUUAGAUAGAUGCAUUGUCUGUUUCCCAGGCAAUGCUUAGACUUUGAGUGAUACAAAGGCAGUGUUUCAAGAAGACACUCUCUUCUUUGGUUUGCUGUUCUCUCUUGGACUGGUAUGUUUGGCAAGGCCCAUGUAAGCUGGUUAGAGCAGGUCUUUUAUCUCCCCCACCAUAAUUUGAUGAGGGCUCUUUGGUUUGAGGACUUCAAGGCUGUCUAGAGAAGUUCCCCCAUGUGUGUGAGGUGUUGUGAACUGUGAACACUGUACAUCUUCAGUGUUCAAUACAGGGCAGCCAAAGAGCUGCUCUUGCAAUCUUUUUUGGCUCUCAAGCUCUGUUCUCCAUCGAAUUCUCAUUUCUGUGUACAUUUGCAAGAUGUGUGUAAUGUCAUUUUCCAAAAAUAAAAUUUGAUUUCAAUA